Centruroides sculpturatus (bark scorpion) is the source of this 951-nucleotide messenger RNA. Its product is annotated as multidrug resistance-associated protein 1-like. The transcript is spliced from 6 exons. Gene Ontology annotation, cellular component: membrane. Bases 1 to 795 code for a protein of 264 amino acids. Gene Ontology annotation, molecular function: ATP hydrolysis activity; ATP binding; ATPase-coupled transmembrane transporter activity. Gene Ontology annotation, biological process: transmembrane transport. NCBI's taxonomy places the organism in Eukaryota, Metazoa, Arthropoda, Arachnida, Scorpiones, Buthidae. The record is from RefSeq and is a predicted model, not a curated record.
AUGACUGCAAUGGUGGGAAGUUGGCAAGAGUCAACAAUUCCUGUAUCAGAAGAUUGGCCAGAAGAAGGAACUUUGAGCUUGUGUGAUUUUAGUACAGCUUACAGAACUAGUUUGAAUCCUGUACUUUGUAAUAUAAAUUUGGAUGUUGGAAAUGGAGAAAAGAUUGGAAUUGUUGGGCGAACAGGAGCUGGAAAAUCAUCUAUAAUAUUGUCUAUUUUUCGAAUUAUUGAACCAAUCAAUGGAUGUAUUUUAAUUAACAACUUGGAUAUCAAUCACAUAGGCCUUCAAAAAUUAAGAUCAAAAUUAACAGUUAUACCUCAGGAUCCAGUUAUAUUUGGUGGUACAUUAAGGAUGAAUCUUGAUCCAUGGGAUGAGCAUGAUGAUGAUAGCUUAUGGUCUGCUUUAGAGCAUUCUCAUUUAAAAAAUUUUGUAUCUUCUCUUCCUCAUGGUCUUGAAUAUGAAUUAACUGAAGGAGGCUCAAAUAUCAGUGCUGGACAAAGGCAAUUACUAUGUUUAGCAAGAGCUCUGUUGAGAAGAACUCGUAUAUUAUUUUUAGACGAAGCAACAGCUUCUGUAGAUUUAGAAACAGAUCAAUUUGUUCACAAUACUAUACGUGAAGUAUUUUCUCACUGUACUAUUAUAACAAUUGCUCAUCGACUUCACACCGUUAUAGAGUGUGACAGGAUAAUUGUUCUUUCUAACGGCUGCAUUGUUGAAGAUGGACCGCCUCAAAGGCUUCUUCGAGAUUCUUCAUCUUAUUUUUAUAGCAUGGCAAGAGAUGCGGGUCUAACUUGAACAAGAAUUCUGAAGUUCUUCCAGAAUACUUUCAUUCAAUUUAUAGUUAUUUGUAUCUUUGUUAUCUUUAAAAGAUAGCAAGGUACCAUUCCUCAAAAUUUAUAUUUUGGAAAUUUUUAUUUUAUAUAACCAAGUUUACAUAUGUAGUGAAACAUU